This is a messenger RNA of Marasmius oreades (fairy-ring Marasmius), 1521 nucleotides long. RefSeq lists its product as uncharacterized. NCBI's taxonomy places the organism in Eukaryota, Fungi, Basidiomycota, Agaricomycetes, Agaricales, Marasmiaceae. The record is from RefSeq and is a predicted model, not a curated record. The transcript has 9 exons. The coding region runs from base 1 to 1521 and encodes 506 amino acids.
AUGACGCAUUUUGACGCGUCUGCAUCUUGGUCCUUACUAUCACCAUCCUUGUUCUACAACAUGAACCCUAUGCAUUCUCAGCUGUAUCUUCAAAGUCAAGUUGGCCUCAUGAGCCCAUUCUCUGACAUGGGAAAUGAAUCUAUACACUCACAGCAGUUUAACGUGGACUUUCUCAAGACGAUGCAAAAUCAAACCUUUCUUAUACAAUCAAUUACUGAACAACAACUUCGAGCCUCCGGAAAUAUGGCAUUUACAAAGCUUGAGAAGGAAAAUCGGGAACUUCGAGAGAGAGUAGACGACCUUCAGACACAACUCCUCAAGUACGCGCUCUCAUCAAGCUCUCCUUUACUGCCGAGUUCUUCCUCUUCAUCCGCUGCUUCACUGCCUCCAGCAAGACCCAAGAUAACUCUCAAACAAGUUGAUUACCCCCUUGUCAGGCACUGGAAUCGAAGGCCAAAUGAUUCUUCACAACUGGCCGUCAUCAAAGUCACUAGCUUGGAGUCUCUUUCAGGCCUCUCAGAUGAUGACGGUACCUCGGAAAGCGAAGCACAAUCAGACUCUGACAGUAACAAUCAAUCUGUACCUCAAAAACGAAGAAAAAAGAACAGCAAGAAGAAGAGCGGAACAAGCAAGCGUGAUGGCGUACCAGCGUACCUUGAAGACGAGAACGGCAAGGUAAUCAAUCUGAGUACAAAGACGAUAGUUUACAACAAUGCUCGGUCUAUCUGGAAUCAACGAAUUGAUCUGCGGAAUCCGCCACCAAACUGGUCUUCUGCAGGGGCAGAUCUACGUGAUGAGUUUCGGGAUGUACUCGAGGAGAAACAUCCCUUUCUACAGCUAUGCUCACAUCGAUGGAAGGUGGAAGAGAUCUGGAAACGAAACUACCACAGUUGGCUCAAGGCUCGAUUGAAAAGGUUGGAUAAACCUUCCCCCCUGAAGAAAGCAAAACCGUCGGUGACAGACGAAUCUCAAUCUGCUGGACCUGCCUCGAAUUCCAGUUUCCCAGAAGCCGCAACGCCCGCAACUACCCUGUCUGAUGUAUUCACUGCUGGACCUGCAUCAAAUUCCAGUUUCCCAGAAGCUGUGAUGCCCACAACUACUGCUACCCUGUCUGCUGGACCUGCAUCGAAUUCAGGUCUCCCAGAAGCCGCGACGCCCGCAUUGACCGCGCCAAGAGAGCAAGCACCUCCAGCAGCUCAAGAUGUUGCUGUUCCCACUGCCUCCAAUGCAAGGAAAGAAAAAUCUCCCGUACUGCCUCAAGUUAAAAACAACUCCUCGAAUCAAUGUGACCCCCUCUUGGCAGCAAUCCACAUUGACAUUCAGUCGUUGGAGGACAGGAUAACUGGCCACUCAAAGCCAGAUGAAAAUACUGCAUCGAUUUCGACGCCAACCAGUCCAACAGCCAAUCAGCCAAGUGCCUCGGUGUCAGGGCCAAUACCAAACGAGCCAAGUACACCAUCAAUGGGAACUGGACCUACAUCUGACACCCCAACCACCCAGGCAAGUACACCUCACCCCUAA